UCAGUUUGUUUACAUUUCGUCUUAACAAUUAACUAAACAACGCCUCUUGUUAAAAGGUUUCAAUUGUCAAUUAAUUUCACCAAUAAUCUCCAUUGAUGAUAGUUAAUUAGUUAUUCUAAUCAUGGUUCAAUUAAAUGUUCUCAAAUUUUCCAAUUUCUAUUAUAAUCAUUACUUUAUUUUUCUUUCAUCUUUGGUUUCACUUUUUUCUUUCACUUUUUCUUCAUCUUCAGUCUCAUCAUCUUACUCUUCUCUCUCAUAUGAUCCAUUAUCUUCAUCGUCAUCAUCAUUGUCUUCAUCUUUGACAUCAUCUUCUUCAAAUGGUUGGAAUCUAAGUACAACAAUCAAUCCAAAUUGUGAUGAUUAUCAGUCUUGCACCAGACUAACCAGUAAACCCGAUGUGAUUUAUACCCAAUCAAGUGAUGCAAAAAAUUCAAUUCACUUUAUCACCUCAACUUUGGGAGGUUUUCCUGGUUUAUUAAUUACCCGAACCGAAUCACCUGAGGCCUUGAAAAUUAAUUGGGACUCAUUAUUAGGCGAUUGUAAAGGAAGCUUUGAUUUCUCUGUUCUUCCUCAAGAUUCAAUUGGUAUUCUGUUGUUGAGCUUUUUUGAUUUUGACCAUAAAGAUAUUCACUGGACACUGGGAAAUAAUUCACACGCUAAUUGUGACUCAUCAAAAUGCUCAUUUAAUUAUAACGCUGAUUCUAUUGAAAAGAAUGAAAUCAUUUCCAUUGGUCUUAAUAUCGCCAAUGUCCAAUCUUCAUUCAAGGAUUUCCCUCAUCUCCAAUUCACACCCUCGUCUAUGCACAUCGAUCUUGAAAUGUUCAAUUUGGAUAAAAGUCGAAUUGGUCCACAGGCUGGAGGAAUUAAAUUGUUAAUUGUUACAUCGGGAAAAAUUUUCACCGAGAAACUUGAUCAAAGUAUCGACGAUGAACAUUCACCGGGCAUAUUUACGAAAAGGAGUUUCAUUUUCUCGAAGCAAAAUUCAACUUCGUCAACUUCGUAUAUUCAAUGGAAACCAAUUGCCUACAAAUCAAAAGAACGAGUUAUGUCCAAAACUUUGGCAAUCGAUUCAUCAACUUUAACUCAAACUGAUUUACCGAAAUUUAAUUUACCUCUUUAUUGUUUCUAUCAACAAUCAACUGUUGAUCUUUCGGUUAACUUGUUGAAUGUCUCAUUUAUUGAAGACUCUGAUUCCUCGGAUCAAAAGAUUGACCUCAUCGCUUGGACUCUUGUUUUUGGCCUUAAUUCACCAGCUGAAGAUAAAUUAUCUUUAUUUAUACAAUUAAUGAUAUUCGUUGGUGUUGGAUUGUCAUUAAUUGUCAUGUUUAUCAGUUUAACUUACGUAGCAAUCAAAAAAUGGCAAAAGUCCAGAGCUCAAAGAGAAUCUGGUCUAAUUAAUGAAGUUUUUCUCGAUUAUUGAGUGAGAAAAAUCACCAAUUAAACAAGUGAUCAAAUUUAAUCUACUACAAUCAAAUUAAUUACUAAUCAAUGAAAACAAAUUUUCCUUCCGAACCCCAAGCAAAACCAAACAAACGAUAAAAUAGGAUUUCGUACAAUUUUAAUUAAAGACUACUAAAUAUUUUUAAUAAAGAUUUUCCAAUCAUA
Messenger RNA from Panonychus citri (citrus red mite), 1605 nucleotides. RefSeq names its product glycosylated lysosomal membrane protein B-like. Gene Ontology annotation, cellular component: lysosome. The coding region runs from base 122 to 1420 and encodes 432 amino acids. The record is from RefSeq and is a predicted model, not a curated record. NCBI's taxonomy places the organism in Eukaryota, Metazoa, Arthropoda, Arachnida, Trombidiformes, Tetranychidae. The transcript has 2 exons.